AUGUCGGCCAUCUACUACCGACCCGUCCUUCUCUCUUCCGCCACAGCUGCAUCAGAACCCCAGAGUAGCGAUGGCAACGAAGCCCUUGUCGCAGAUCACACGACGCUGGACGACGUUCUCUUGCCCGGAACGCACAACUCGGCGACGAACGCGUUCGACCAGAGCGAGCUCAACAUUCUGCACUCGGGCCUGGGCGGACUGCGCACCGCUCCGAUCGAGGCAGCCACAUGCGGCGGGUUUCGCGCAAGGGACUUUGUGAUUGGAUGGUCGGUAAAUCAGGACAUUGGCGUGCUCGAGCAACUGGAACACGGCGUUCGAUGCCUGGAUAUUGACGUAGCGUUCGAUCUUUCAAGACAUCGACCAGGAUCGAAUCAACACAGUCCGUCGAGUCCGAGUCCGACACCGGAGCACGCAGUUCCUGUUCUGGCACCCGUUCCGCCUGACGCGACAUCACGGCUCGCAGAAGAUCCGCUAUUUGACAGCAGGCUGAUGGGGAAUUCUGAGAGUGUCAGCGGAUUUCACACUCUGCACUCGUUUCGCUGUCUGCCCCUGGAGCACGUCCUGCGAGACAUUGCAAGGUUUUGCACCGCGCAUCCGAGGGAAAUUGUUCUCGUUGCCGUUGAGCUUCACGAGCAUAACCAACCCCUAAGUGCGCCCACGAGUCCGGCGGAUCCAGCCAGUUCGACAACGAGCCCUGCUGGUCGCGACUGGUCGACGCCGCACCUCAAGCUCGCGCGUUUGAUCGAGGAGGUGCUGGGUUCGCGAGCCAUUCCACUCAAUGCACGAUUUGACACACUGCGGCAGCACGAGCGCGCAGGUCGGAGCAUUGUGCUCAUGUGCAACUCGCAGUCCGUCCAAAGUCACUCUGCUCUCCUGUGGCCUGCCAAUUUGAUGCGUGGGAGAUGGCUUGACACGAGCAAUCCGGAGCGGAAACUGGAAGACUUGGCCGCUCAAAUGGUUCAAUACGGGCAGGAUGCCGGCCCGAUCCGUCCAGAGUAUGCUGCAGCUGCUGCAACAGUCCGCGCUUCGAGCUCUGCAACAAGCCCAACAGCUGCCGCGUCCCGGCCCAUGUUCAUGACGACGUUCACCCUCACGCCCCAAACUGGCGAUGUCGUCCGUGCGGCCGUGCAGCGCCUCGCUGGUUGCCUGCUAUGUGGCGUGUUUUGCUGCGCCCACUGGCUGUUUUUGCCACGUACCGUGCCUUCACCCGAGAGCACGAGUAGUAGCAACGAGAAAGCGAAGAAUCGUGGUGCCGAGGUCAUUUCGCGACAACCCUUGCUCCGAGAAACCGAGCGCGAGCCGUUCCAGUUUGAGCAUGCCGAACGACCUGCCUACCGCACGCUGUGCUUCCCACUGCACGACAACAUGAGGCUGAUGGCGUGCCGCUUCAACCGUCGGUUGGACGAGUUUGCUUGGCAGCAGCGCACCGAUUUGCUGCGCUUUGUCAACGUCGUUUCGAUUGACUUUGUGCAGCGGUCUCUGCUUGUUCCUCUCAUUGUUCAGCUGAACCGGGAGCGUCUUGUUCUCCCCGUGUUUGCCGCAGCGUCGACGUCUGCGCCUCUCUUGGCGUGGUCCAGCCACCCCGUCUUCUUGGCACCCGGCGCACCCGCUGCUGCUGCUGCAGAGCCAAAGUCACCGCUCGCUGCCAUCCCCGCGCUGCGCAGCUACCUCAACCCGGACACGCUCGCUGCCCCGUCCGUCGUCGUCGUCUUUGUCCAGAAUGCCUUCUCAUCGCAGGAGGUUGCUCGCUUUGGCGGCUUCCACGUCGCGCACUCGUCCGUCUCCAACAUUCGCGCCCUGCUCCAGUCGAGCACCUCGAGCCUCGCCACAGAGUACUCGAACGACGCCACCCUCGUCGCGCACCUCUCCGCUGCUGCCACGGGCAAGCUCGUCGAGCUCUCUUCUGCCCAGCUCGCCGCCGCCGAGGCCCUCCCCUUCACCCUCUCUGGCGACGGCCAGCUCGACGUCCUGAUUGUCCGCGUCGCCAGCAACGCCGCCCAGCGCUCUGAGCAGUUCUCCGAGCUCGACCAGUUUGUCGGCCACGUCUCCCGCCUCGUUGCCGCCGCCUCCAACGGUGACUACCUCGCUGUCUUUACCAGCGACAAGCUGACCAACCGUGUCAUGCAGACUAGCUUUGCUUCGGACGUUCUUCGCCGCGAUGUUAACGACACCACCAACAACACUUGGUGGACCAUCCCGAUUCUUAUGGGCCUGUUCGUCGGCGCCAUCCUCUUCUCUAUUCUCCUGACCGGCGUCAUUUCCAUCUUCACCACUGAGACCCCCACCAAGUUUGAUGAUGCCAAGAUCCACAAGGGUCUGCAAAUCAAGCAAUAA
Messenger RNA from Capsaspora owczarzaki ATCC 30864, 2334 nucleotides. RefSeq lists its product as hypothetical. Gene Ontology annotation, molecular function: phosphoric diester hydrolase activity. Lineage: Eukaryota; Filasterea; Ministeriida; Capsasporidae. The record is from RefSeq and is a predicted model, not a curated record. The transcript is spliced from 5 exons. Gene Ontology annotation, biological process: lipid metabolic process. The coding region runs from base 1 to 2334 and encodes 777 amino acids.